AUUUAUAUUGUGCAACUGCUUAUUUUCUUUUUUGCAGUUCCUAAUUUAUCAUAAAUUUCUUUAUGUUACUUUUCUUUAACUAUCUCUAUUGAACUAUUUAUCUGUUAUUAAUCAACGAAACCGCAUUAUGUCGAGCUUUUCACUACGAGACGUAUGUGGUUAUAGUAACGAUCUCAGAGAGAUACUAUAUACGCUUGUUAAAAAUAGAUCUGAUAUUAUAUUAUAGCCGAGAAAGAUGCAGAGCAUAUAUUCUAUCGUUUCUGGACAACGUGGUGGCGAUUUGACAGUAACAGAUGACCGUUGGAGAGUUUUGCCAUAGGCGCUUCCCUCGACAUUAUUAUACCCGACCCAAGACAUAUUCAUUUUUCCAGUCAGUUGCACCAUUAAUUCUCAGAAAACCAGAGAUCGCAGCGAGGCUACGGUUCGGAUAAUAAAAGAAGUCUGAAUACUCGCUAGAUAAAUCUCACUGAAAAACGAAUGCUAUUGCUGUAGUUUUUAGCUAUAGGUGUAAUCAAUGCAUGCAGCUACAAGUUACACGUUACACCUCAGUCUGUUAUUAUAAGUAAAGAACACGUACUAGAGUUUAGAGAGUUAUGUACGCGCGCAUCCUUAGUAACGUUAGAUAUCAGUCAGAAGCAAUUUAAUUUUUAAACAAAGCUUAAAGCACAUAGAUCAAAACAUCAAGAAACGUUAACAAUUGAACGUGAAAUUACAAUCCAGCUGUCGCCUCUGAUAGUGUUUUUAUUACUGUCGCAUGUGCAGCUUGUUUUUGCGUAGAUGUGUCAAAGAUACGUUUAUAAAUGUGAAUUUUAUUGUCUAUGUACCGUUGUCUGUUUGUGUGCAGCGACAUUUCUAUUGUUUUACACAUAAGACAGUGUAAGGAAAAAAAAAAGAUAUAAUAUCGUUGAGCAGCCUAAAUGGCGCAAACUCCUCGUUAUAAUGUUAAUCGAUAAUGCAAUCGAGCUGAAUAUACGGAUAAAGUACGACAUAAAAUAUUGCACUGAGGUUAUUUCUUCUCGUUUAAAAACGACUCUUCGAUUAAAACUAAUUAACAUGUUCACUGUCACCGACGCGCAGGCGCGUCUAUAAUUUGCGCUUGUAUCUCCGUUUUUAAACGCUUAUAGUUUAAGCGCCAAAGUUUUAUACACUGCUUGCCGCCUCACACUUUAAAAAAAAAAUUACGACAAAAUGUUCCUGGCAGAAAUAAACGAACAAUUAGUGAUAGUAAACGUGUUAAUUCGAUAAUUAACAAUUUGCUAUUUUGCGCUUAUUCCGACUAUUACAUAUUUUAAGAAAUUUUGUAUUAUGCCAGCAUUUAGUCUUCCAUCUAUUCUUAUUUCAAUGAAAGGCACGUAAGAAUAAUUUUUUUGUCUUAUUAUAGAUAACAUGUAACAUCGUUGUAACGUUAAGUUUUCUGUACUACUUAAGUAAUACUGAUUUUAUACAUAUCCCUCUUCCUGAAUAGGACUCUAUACAUAUAUAUAUAUAAGAAGCACUUCCAUUCGAAGAUAAAGCUAUAACAGAAAGGAAGAAAGACAGGCGGUCUUAAUGGAAUUGUACAAAGUUGAAGCCGUUAAUUCGCUGGCGAUCGGUAUAACUAAAACUCUAUCUAAAAGUUCGAUCUAUUUACUAGCGGCACUUUUUAUUCGUAAUCAUAAAAACAAGAUGAAUGAUGAUUCUGCCAGAAGUCUGCUUAAUGUCUUCAAUCCUGCAUCGUACCAUUUGUUAGAUGACUCAUUAAUCAUCACAUAUCAACAACGUACUUUUUCUAUAAAUUGUCCAGAUAUGUCGAGAAAACGAUUUCAGUUAGUUUUCGAGUUUAGUGUCACAAUGUUGUUCUUCAGCCUCAGUUUUACAUCCUUUCUAGCGCUUGCAAUUGCUCAUAAAGAUCCGUAUUAUGUCGGUGAUAGAACUACCAUGGUCCAUUUGUUCGAAUGGAAAUUCAAUGACAUUGCUAAAGAAUGCGAAGAUUUUCUCGGUCCGAUGGGAUACGGUGGUGUACAAGUUUCUCCCAUAAACGAGAAUCUCGUGAUGAAUAAUAGACCAUGGUUCGAAAGAUAUCAGCCGCUCUCCUACAAGAUUAUUACUCGAUCCGGAAAUGAAACCGAAUUUAAGAACAUGGUGGAAAGAUGUAACAAGGUUGGUGUGCGGAUCUACGUUGACGCGGUCAUCAAUCACAUGACAGCCGAUGCACAACCCGCGUACGGCACCGGUGGCACGUUAGCAAAACCAAGUAGCCGUAGUUAUCCAGGAGUCCCGUUCAGCUCCAAGGAUUUCCAUCCAACAUGUGCCAUUCGGAAUUAUAAUAAUGCUACCGAGGUCCGUAAUUGCGAGCUAGAAGGUCUUCACGAUCUCGAUCAGAGCAAAGAGCACGUCCGAAACAAAAUAGUUGAAUUCUUUAACAGGGUCAUCGAUCUUGGAGUCGCUGGCUUCCGCAUUGACGCCGCCAAACACAUGUGGCCAGAAGAUCUUAAAGCAAUUUACAAAAGAAUAAAGACCUUAUCUUCUGAGAAUGGAUAUCCAGAGAAUGCGCCAUGUUAUAUCUAUCAAGAAGCCAUCGAUCUUGGUGGCGAGGCCGUUAGCAAAUAUGAGUACAAUAAGUUCGCGAAUGUCAUUGAGUUUCAAGCUGGCAUUAUCUUGGGUAGUAUGUUCCGUGGUCAGGACAAAUUGGCAAGACUGCAAACCUUCGGUGAUGUGAAAGCUUGGAGAUUGAUACCCUCCGAUGAUGCGUUAACCAUGGUUGACAAUCAUGAUAAUCAAAGAGGCCAUGGUGCCGGUGGAACCACUAUUUUGACGUACAAGGACCCAAAACCGUACAAGAUGGCGGUAGCCUUUACGCUCGCUCAUCCUUACGGCCAUACUCGAGUCAUGAGCUCCUUCGCGUUUACUGACCCCAGUCAAGGACCACCGGCAAAUUCGGACGGUAGCAUCAUUUCACCCGAGAUUGACAACGGUGUGUGCGUCAAUGGUUGGGUCUGCGAGCACAGAUGGCCGCAAAUUUAUCACAUGGUCCAAUUUCGCAAUCUGGUGAACGGCGAGAAAAUAGAGAAUUGGUGGAGCGAUGGAAAGAAUCAGAUCGCCUUCUCCCGUGGCGCUAAAGGUUUCGUUGCCUUCAACGUCGAGGGCGACCUGCGCGAAAAGUUGCAAACCGGAUUGCCCGCAGGGACAUAUUGCGAUGUCAUAACUGGAGAUGUCGUCGACGGUAAGUGCAGCGGAAAGUCUGUGGAAGUUGGCGACGAUGGUACCGCUACGAUCGAGAUUCUAUCGAGCGAAUCGGAAGGUGUGCUCGCUCUUCAUAUCGGGGCAAAACUGUGAGGCUCGUGUGGAUAAAUUUACACUUGUGUAUAGAUAGAUGCAACAUUUUAAAAAUUAUGUGUUACUAGCAGAUAUUUAAAAGUAGAUAAUCUAUGUAAAUUCAUGCAAACCUUAUGACACAAUAAAAAAGUAUAUAAAAUGUA
Monomorium pharaonis (pharaoh ant) is the source of this 3458-nucleotide messenger RNA. Its product is annotated as alpha-amylase 2. Gene Ontology annotation, molecular function: cation binding; alpha-amylase activity. The transcript has 7 exons. The coding region runs from base 1549 to 3315 and encodes 588 amino acids. The record is from RefSeq and is a predicted model, not a curated record. Gene Ontology annotation, biological process: carbohydrate metabolic process. NCBI's taxonomy places the organism in Eukaryota, Metazoa, Arthropoda, Insecta, Hymenoptera, Formicidae.